CGGAACCCUUGGCAAUGAACGGCGGUGCCAGGGUUAGGACCGCAGUUCAGAAUGGAACUAUCACGUGUGGAUGUGCGGCAUAAACGAUGAUUCGAAGGAUGCGUUGACUUGGCCUCGUCUGCUACUUUGAAGGAUGCGACAGAAGACCAUCCCUUUCUGGUGAGAUUUGAGAAGGAUAGCUAACUGGCAGCGUCCUUGCUGCGAUCUCCGGCUGGAUGCUACGCGUUGGCCCUUGGGGCAGGCAACAUUCCACGCUACGCUGGGCUGCUACCCUCCCUGCAGGAGGAGCCGCAAAAAGUGACCCGGCAACCCUCCCCGAAUUGAGAAACGCACUUAAUGUCUGCUUUCGAUAUCCACUACUACUGGUCCUCCUCCCCCUCCGAGCCACUGCGCCAGCGCCACCUGCGUGAGUGAUUGCAAGCUCAUGUUUGGGUCAGCAGAUCCAAAGGGAGAAAGCGGUCUCACCCGCGGGUCUCUUCACAAUGUCUGAGUGGGUGGAACAUCAACGACGAUGGAGUUCUGCGCUUUGAGAGGCGUCACAGUGCGGUGUGCAAGGUCUCCUCUAGCAGGCGGUUGUUCCUUGGACGGUAGAAAAGAGACAGCGACAGAGAGUGCGAGAUGUCAUCGGAAGCAGCACAGAUUUGGAAGUGCUGUGCUGUGAGAAGUGCUUCGGCGCGAGUUGUAGAGGUGCAACACUUAUCGGUGUGACCUCUUCCCUUGUCGACACACACACAACCUUUUCAUGGGUGAGAGUCUCAGCCUCGUAUAUGCCUAAAUCUCAAUGAUAUGUGGUUCUAAGAGACGACCAGCAACUGCUUGAGGGGCAUAGUUGUACCUGAAGCAUAUCACUGCCAUAAUAAAGUGCUAACAAGAUUUAUUCAUGGAGUGUUGUGAGGAAGUCGUCUCAUACGCGAUGUAAUGAGUUGUCAAACGCCUGCUAAAUGCAUGUUAGAUGAGGCACGUGUUUGUAAUGCGCCAAGGCCAAAUCCGCUUUUGGGUGCUUCCAGGUCGUAAGACAUCCACCAGUGAAGUGAUCUUUCCUGAGGAAAUACUGGAUGUGCUGCGAUGUUGAGCCUUACAAUCGUUGAAUCACAGAUCAGAAGUUGUCUUUAUACUGCCUAGCAGCCAUGCAAUGUCAGCUGCAUUUUGCGGAUGAGCCUUCAAGACGAGAAGCCGUUUCGUCUCCACGUAAGGACAUCGACGUUCAGUACUGUGACACUGAACUUAGAGAUCCAGGACGAUGCUUGCAACUUCACUGUGCCUAGAGAGGCCCGGAAUUAAAGGAUAAAGUCAAAAUCCCACAAGAGAGAAAGAGAGAGGCGGAGAGAGAGAAAAAAGUCCUUCGAAGAAGACGGUAGAGUAAAUCCUGCGGUGCCCUCGACACGCCUUGACAGUGCCCAAAAGACAACAAGUGCUCUUUUCCAAUACUGAGCCGUCGGAGUGUUUCCCUGCGGCUCACCCGACGAAACGAGAGCAUUUCAGUGUCCUUCCUCACAUUGCCACCAAGCCGGUGGGAUGCCCCCGAGCAUGAGUGUCAGUUCAUCACUGCCUUUGGACUGGAGUGAGUUGUGAGAGUGCUCUGCUAGUGGAUUACUGGUCCAGCUCCAUCACCGGAACAAUGGCCUCCGCCAAGAAUCCUCCCAAGAUGGAUGACUUGCUUCAGAAGCUCCGUAGGAGUAUUGCGGAGCUAAGUCUUCAAGGCGAUGACUUUACGAGGCAAAUGUGGCACAUGUACAGCACCUUCGAAGAUGUGGUUGGACCUGAGCCGCACGCCCGUCCGAGGCCAUCCAGCGCGGAGGAUGCCCCUCGGGAAGCCCCUGUGAAGCCCCCCAGGGCUCCCUCCUACCCGGACGUGCACCGAUCAUCCUCUUCUCCCCAACGUCGUCCCCAAUCUCCCGCUCACCAGUCCCCGGGCGCCCGUCGCAAGCGGAUGUCAGCACCCCCGCGAUCGCAGGACUACCCUCGAGGCAGUCCCGGUAGUCCGCGGCAUUGCCGCUCCCGGACGGAGCCCUCGUCCAAUCCACUCCUGGACACCAUUGGGUCGAUGACGUACGACCCCUGCUGUGAGUCGGACGACUACUACGACCUGUCUUCCGUCUACCAGCAGAGGAGAAGGCCGAGCAGGGGAACGGAGUCUUCAGCGCACCAGCACAGCGAUGGAGAGUCCAUCGGGUACGCCGGAUCAAACUCGGUGGACAGCGGCUACAAAAGUCUAUGUCCGACGCCAGAGAUUCCGGACUAUACGACAUCGGACCCUAAGCCUAAGAUAAUGAUGGGAACACGAGUGAUGAGUAGACAGGGCACGACGGGGACAACAAGGACGAAAGACCUGGAUGCCGACUUGGAUCACCUGAUGCAUCUUAGACAGUCUCUGUUAAGCGCCAUCGCCCACUGUGAAGCACGGCCAGGGAGUCCCAAGGCGAGGAAUGCAGUAAAACAGACUAGCCGUCCGACAGCAGCUCCCUCUGACGACGAGAGGCGGCAAGAGAGCUCACAGAAGACGGUGCGCUUCAACACAGACGCUGGCAAAGUGUGCAAAGCGAAAGCUGGCAGGACGAAGCCUAUCCUGAAAGACCCAUUGUGCGCCAACCUGCGCGCGCAUAUGGAACGACCCGAUCCAGAUGCUGGAAACCUGGAAGAAGAGAUCGACUCUUUGCUCUGCGGAAGAUCUGAUCAGUACGACCAGGAGACUGUCGAAGGAUUCCCUUGCUCCUAUGUCACCAUGAUCGAGGACAAGUACCGCUGUAGCGGGAAUUUCAGCGUAGCCAAGGUCAAAUGUUUGAAAGAUAAGUGCCAUGAAACCUCUAAAGACCACAACCACGCAACGCUGAAGCAAGACCUUCCCCCCAGCAUGACGAGCAGUAACACCAGGAGCAAAGUGAGUCGACCGCCAGAACCGCAUCAUCCCCCUGCGACGGACCCCAGUGCCACCACCCCUUACAGCGCAGCUCCUCCGGCAGAACCUGCUUCCAACACCCCGAGAUCAUCGUCCAGCGUGGACGCCGUUCGCUCAACGUUCAGUUCGGCCAAAUCGCGUUUCAGCGAGGUGGCCAAGUGCAUGCUGGAGAUCAUCGAAGACCUGCAGCACAAAAAGACCGACCCCCGUGCUUCGAACAAACAAUCUAAACAACCGGUGAAACUACGUGACACUCCGAGGCACGCUGUCCCGCCAAAGCGACCUGCGAGUGUGGCGAGCGACUCGGAGUACCACGUCUACGAGGAAGUCCUCUACGACCUGGUCGGCGGCACGUACGCCCCGGAGAGGCCUCCUCCGCUCCCGGCUCGACCGAGGGACCAGGGAGUGGAGCCCGGGAACUGGCCAAAGCAGAGAAGCAACUUGUACUCGCUGGUAAGGAACCCGGAAGAAAGGAGAAACAUUUCUAGAUCUCUGGAACAGGAGUCGAGGCACGGGGGCGGAGAGGACGAGUACGGCUUCAAGGCUCUGGCAAGCUCCUAAAGACGUGAAAAUCAACGCGUUUUGUGGAAUGUACAGUGUGUCUGGGUACGUGGGACACGUGGUUCGCAGUUGAUGUCCAGUGCUUGCGCGUUGGUGUCGGAAUUCUGCAAUGACAGUGACUGUAAGCUCAGUGAGUUUCGUUCCGUUAGAUUAGUAUCAGGGCUAUUAAUUAGUUUCCUUUGUAUUCCGGUAUUUAAUUACGACGCACACUAAUUCAAAGAUCCGAGAUGUCUCUGACGUUACGAUGCAAAGAGCGAAAAGAAGAAGUUGGGGCGAGUGGUGGUAGCGGUGGUGAUACCACCAAGAUCUAGAAAUUUGAGGUGAUCCUUCGUGUACAAGAUCAGUGUUAACAGAGCGUGCCCUGUCUGCCGCUACAAUAUUCUGCACAUUGAAAAAAAUUCGGCAGCGAUUUCAAAUCGUUAUUUCGCAAAAAAAAAAAAUGGCAGGAGAACGCCUCAAGGAAAGUGACAAUCAAUUUUUUGCGCCUUAAGUUUCAGCUUCAUGAGCCCAACAGUACACGUAAGUGUACCGCACUUUUAUAAUUGGCGACUGUGAACAACCGUUCCUUACACAUUGAGCACGCGCCACUGUCAUCUUGUGAACUCCGCACGUAACGGCAUCCAACAUCCACCGUGAACCACAUUGAACAUAUCACGUGUCAUUUCUUUCGGUGCUGAAUUCUGAAAUGCACAACUCACUGGAGCACACUAGGGACAUGUGACUCGGGGACCUUUGUGUGAUAUUUUCUUGUGCUGCUUCGUGACUCUCAUAUUUUUCCUUUUAUGUUGAAGAUGAAAAGGUGCUGUCCCAGUGAACGGCGUUUACACAAACUCUCUUGUGACGUCACUGAUGCAUAAUCAAGAGUGUGAGCUUUAGUGGUUUGUUAAUUAUUGUUCAGUUUUUGUAGAAGUUCUAUACCUGAAUAUACGGAACACACGUGUAUAUGUUGUCGCGACAGUUGGUACAAAUGCAGUUAACAGGUUGUAAAUUAUAGAGAACGUCCCCCUUCAAUUAAUGUUAUGAACUCGAAGUGUAUACAGUAGUGAUAAUAAUGUGUCUAAUGUGUGAAUGUUUGUGACAGGAGCUAUGACUGCAGACAUUGUUCCUGAAUGCUUUUGUGCUUCUUUAGCUAAUCAACAUGAGAUAACGAAGAACGUUAGAUUAGAGGACAAUACUCAACAGUAGUUUAACAUCGUGAAAUGAAAACAUCUCGACGCGCCAUUCGUUCGGCUACUUAUUCAUUCCGUUAAAUUACCGCGUUACCGUUAAAAGCGAGCUGCAAUGCGACGGGGACUGUGCAAAACUACAUGAUAAGUUGAUAAGUAAAUUUAAAAAAAUAUGGAGAAAUUGGAGAAAGUAUAUGCUUGGGGUUCCUAAUAGGCAACCUGCGUAGCUGAAAUAACGAAAUACAAAAAAGCCCAGCAACAUCACAUGACCUCCCCUAUCGUACAAGACUGACUAGACUGCGUACAGACUCAGGUCGAUGGUAGGGAGCUUUAGUAUUGUUUGCGCCAGCACACUCAAAGGCGUUACGUACGCAACGAAAUAGCGUUGCCCACACUGCGCAUGUGUGCAACACGCUAUUUUACGCUAUCUCGCAAAUUCAGCGUGUGCACACAAGGCUGCUUGCAUUCCGUUCACGUGGCAUGCGAGACAGCUCGAGCCCUGCGGUUUGCAACACUCACACGCAAGGACAGAAACGGCGGCAAAUGCUGUUGGACUGGGCGGAUUAUAUUGGCUGCACUUGGCUCUCUGCGUUCUCGAAAGUAUAGACACUGUAUAGAUUUUGCUUUAUACGACAGAUGGUGUUACAAUGUUUGGCGUGAGUACGCGCCGCGCUGUACUAAAACCGUGCGUGCGCCGCAAAAGUGCAACGUGGCGCAGACUGGUAACGCAUAGCGUACGCAAGCGUCUAUCCGCUACACUACAUCCUAUUAAUGCGUGUAUUAGUUGUCGCCAAGCAAUAAUCCAGCGUGAUAAAGAGUUGCACGUGGGAUAGCAGCACGAUCUCUAGAAACCAUCAGAACGUGCAUGCAUCUUCUUCCAAUGGAACUUAGUACUGGAACUACUGAACCUGGCGCAUCAGCAGGGCCCGCUUGCACGAACGUUCGGGGAAUUCCUCAGUGGUGUCAUCAGUAGCUGCCAGCGUGCACAGGCCACUCCUCAACGCUGCUCUUUCAUAGAGCACCGGCAAAGCUAUCGAGGACGGCCACUCAGGAGUCCCCUCGAACCUCGUGGAACUAGGCCUAGGUCUCCUCGCGCAGCAACCAUGUACAUCCAUCUGGCGGUUUAACGGAAUUUCUUCUUUUCUUCGCCUCUUUUGUCAUGUUUCGAAGCGAACACGAUGCCAAAAGUCCCCGCUAUUCUACACCAUGUAUACAUAGCCGUAACGCAGCACUUCGGUUAUAGUCAACAUAUUAUUGAAAUGCGUCAACAAACUGUAUACUACAUGUGAAUGUCUACAUUGUGCCGUAGCGGAGAAUUUCAUGCCUUACGCGCCUCUCUGUUACUACCCUGCUUGUUACUGUUCGCUGUUCUCUAUACUAGGCACCUGCACCGAGAAAAACUUGCAAUCGACUAUCCAACGCUUGUGAAGAGAACUCUAUGCACCACAUUGCACAGACUAUAUACGGUGCGAGAUGUUGCUUGUUGCUGAUAUUCAACAGUGUAAAAACGCAACGACACCUAGCACGAUUCUGUUGCUUUCGAAACGACGCGCAGUAUCAAAUCAUUCAAUAUUGAGGUUUACUAUAACGUACGCUGUCGCCUUUGUGUACGCAAGGGAUAGCGUGGUGAUGCUGCGCAACGCGCAAAGCUGUGCUUGUAUCUGGCGCGAUCCACCAACACUAUUCCUUACGUACGCGAAAGCGAUAGCGUACGAUAUAUUAAAAACUCACUAAUAUUUAAGCAUCGUUUUCGGUUGCGUAGAAAGCAUGAUUUGCUAAGUUCAACGAAACGUUGGUCAAACACACGAUAAACACGAAACAUAUCAUAUCAGAUACAAAUACGUGAAUGCACGUACUUUUACUGUCGCAUUUGGAUUUCGUUGUCAGGCCUAGGCAGCGUGUUCUGAAAGUUCCCCCCAAGAGUAUACACCAUAUAUUUCGCUUCUUGCAACAGAUCCUUCCAAAGACAUAUGACCAGUGGCGUCACUCGGGCACGCGCCGCCUGGUGCGGGAACUCUUUGUGUCACCCUCCCCACACCCAUUAACGGAUCCCCUUCCGUAUAAGGCGAUACACGAUAAAAAAAUAAUGGUCGAUCCAUUGGUGGAUCCGACGGAAAUGCGUUGGAAUUAAAACUUGAAAACCCUUUGGGAACUCGCAUUCACAACGCUACAUAACCCUUCAACGAUCCUUCACAAACGCAAUGCAACACUUCAAAUGGCCCUACACAAUGCUAACGGAAGACAGCAUCUGCAGCCAACGAGCCUUUCGGGCUUACUCCGAUUCAGCUUGGCGGCGCCGUCUCGCAGCCUCAGCCUCCUUUCGCAGCCGCUUCUCUGCACAGCUUUCGUACCCCAUGGCGCGCCCUCGCAGACACGUCUGAACCUGUAGGCCAACACAGCUGCACUGCCGGCGCGCCGCGUCACGCUCUCCACGCGCCCUCUCCUUCCCUCUCCACUCACCGCGUAUGCGCGCAGCGCCGUGGCUACGGACAGACCACGCCGCGAUUCUUUCGUAUCGAGGACACUAAUGCGAACGCAUUAGUAACCCUCUUACACCGCACUCAGAAAAAAAAGUCACGUGCUCGCAGAGAGGUCCUCAUAUUGUUUUUGGUGUCAUCGUGCCGCAGAGAGCUGCAGGAAGUGGCAGUACUAGUGCGGCGCGUCACCCGAUGCUGCGGAGCGCACCCCCCCCCCCCCCCCCACCACCACCACCGCCUAGUGGCGCCACUGCAUAUGACACACGUAAACCACAUACACACGCUUCGUUGUUUCGGAUUGUCGUAACGAGAAACGGGGAGAGUGAUUGGCGCCAUUUUACCUCCGUGUGGACUGCCACCGCCGCAGCGCCGCCUCUAGCUGUGCAGGUAAAGUACGCAGCGGAUAGUUUCCAGUUCCCUCCGACAGGUGGCGGCAUCGGUGGCAUUAUUACGUGCGUGAACGAAAUGGCGUCGAUUGCUUCUUCAUGUGCGUCAGUGACGAUAACAUCGCGAAAUCUCACGUUCCUUCGUCUGACACCACAACAAAGUAUUGUCACUAUACAACACACAUGUGUUCCUCAAACUAACAAACAACUCAGGUUCUUAAUGUACCAGUCAAGAACGCGAAAUUACGUUUAAAUAAUAUAACAUAUGAUGUACUACACGACGAAUUACUUUACAGACAUAUAUAGUUUAUGAAAAAGAAUAAGGCAACCUUGUACAUAUUUGCAAUAUCGUUGUUAUCAACCUUGAAACGCAUGCUAGGGUGAGCACUGUGUUGUAUUUUCUCUCACCCGUUACUCCGUUGUCGAAAGUUGAUGUGUAUUUUUUUCUUUUGUACAUAGACAUUGUACUGUAUGUGGGUGUGAUAAUUCUCUUCCUUGCAAUCGUGGUGAGUGUGUAUGAAUAACAAACACGAUUAUCGAUCGAAGGGAUGAAAGCCUGGGCAGUGGUGGAGAAGGCGUUUGUAUACGCAAUAGAUGCGUGAAUGAGCAGAAAUAAAACUUGACUGAAAGA
Messenger RNA from Ornithodoros turicata, 8117 nucleotides. RefSeq lists its product as uncharacterized. The coding region runs from base 1619 to 3457 and encodes 612 amino acids. Lineage: Eukaryota; Metazoa; Arthropoda; Arachnida; Ixodida; Argasidae. The record is from RefSeq and is a predicted model, not a curated record. The transcript has 5 exons.